GAAGCGGAAGUUCGGAGUUGCGCAAUCUUCCAGAAUCAAAACAGAGGUUGAAAUUUGUCAUUACAACAUUUUGCAAAAAUGGGCAUUAAAGGUCUACAGAGUUUUGCUCAAAACAGCCCCAAUGUUUGUAAUAUGAUCAACAUAAAGACACUUGCCCACAGACAAAGGUCAUUGUAUCCUGGAUGUACACCAACCAUUGUGGUAGAUGCUAUGGGCUGCCUUAGGACGUGGUACACACCAAAUGCUUGGGUUCAUGGAGGCCAGUGGAAAGAAUACUUAUGUAGUUUGCAGAAAUUUAUUACAGCUUUUCAGUCUGCUGGGAUUCGUCUUGUGUUCAUCUUUGAUGGUGUUGUAGAGCAAAAGAAGAGAGCAGAAUGGGCACAGAGGCGUCUGAGGGACAACCAUGAAAUAUCAAAAAUAUUCAGUUUCAUUAAAUGUAGCGGUAAGCAGCCUGACAGAAAUAUGUUCUUUAUACCUUCUGGUAUAUCCACUUUUACACGAUUUGCAUUGAAAGCUCUGGGCCAGGAAGUCGUUUGUUCACGUGUAGAAGGUGACUAUGAAGUGGCUAGAUAUGGUCUACAGCACCAGUGCCUUGGAAUCCUAGGAGAGGACAGUGACUAUCUCAUCUUUAAUACUGUUCCUUAUUUCUCUAUCAACAAGCUUCAACUUCACAACCUAGUCACUCUAAUGUACUCAAGAGAGGGCCUCUGUGAUAGUCUUGGCCUCUGUAUUUCUGACUUGCCUCUCCUUGCUUGUCUACUUGGUAAUGACACAGUACCAAUGCACAUGGUGGAAGACUUUCAAAAAAAUUGCUUAACAUUAUAUCGGUCAAAAGGUACUCGGCAUAACAGGAGAACCCAGGUUAUUCAAGCUGUGGCUGCUUUUAUUGCACAUAUACAAAUGUCACCACACUAUCUCAGUGAGGUAGAGAAGUAUUUUCCUAACAGGUCUGACCUCCAGUUACUACAAAAGGGGGUGAAAUCAUACAUAUUACCACAGCAAACAUCACCAUGGCUAUCUUCAAAGUCCCAGUGUCCUGAUGACACCAAAGUUCCAGAAACUCCUGUGUGCCCAGACAAAGACGUUGUUCAGAUUGUUCUAGAUCAUCACUAUAAGGGGGAUAACACCAUGAUAUGCAACGUUUUGUGCCUUGGAGAGACUGAAUGCAGUAACACAUUGGAAGAUGAUACCGACUCUGAGAUCCCUGGACAAGCUCUUGUCUAUAGACGUGCCCGUCAGCAUAUUUAUGCAGUCCUGCUUGGCACUGGCAAUGGUUCUCAGGAAACAUGUCCUGUAGUCAAGGAAUGGUAUGUCUAUCCUGGAAACCCACUGGAUCGGCCAACUUUAGUACAGGCUGUUCCACUGUCAACACCUGGUGGAACACCAGGUGUGAGAAGCCUAUUGCUAGGUACAGGUCCUGAUAUCCAAAGACUCCGUUUCCAUACAUGCAUGGCUUGCUUUGAUGCAGAUCAUUACGUAGAGGAACUUAGUGUCUUGGAACCUCCACUCGCUGCCACUUGCUGCCUGCUCAUAUACCUUGCACUACAGGUGGAAAGUCUUAGUUUAGAGGAUGUGGAUGCAUUUCUGUCCCAAGCUGUGUGCCUUCCAGGAAAAUCUGCAGGGGAACUAAAGUGCUUGCAGGUUUAUUUUGUUGACUCCAGAGCAGUCCACCUUGCAUUUCUGUACCUCCGUGGCAUAGUUACAUUGAUGGGAGCCAAUAGUGCCUGUGGAUACCCCUUUAAAAUGAUGGAUUUGAUGCCGUGGAACACAUUUGACGGGAAGCUGUUCCAUCAGAAGUACCUGCAUUGCCAUAAAGGGAGUUCUGUGGAGGAGAUCUUGGAUGGCAAUGAAUCUCUUAUAGCUCAGUUCAAGAAGCUGAAGGCCAUUGUUUAUGGUGCCUGCAUAGCAAAAAGGAGGACACUGAAGGCCCAGAGAAGAGAACACUACCAUUUGCAAGACCAGAGACAAAGUGCCGGAGGCCAAAAGGCGAGAGGAUACCAACAUUCAAACAGAUGGCCACGUUAAUUCUUACCUAAUUGGUAUACAACUGAAAUUAGAAUCAUACCACAAACCUGUGAGUUGAUGUGAAUCGUUGCUCUCUUAUGUACCACCUUCAUAGUUGAAGCUAUUAUAUCUAAAUAUUUUGUUUGUUUUUAUAAACACAAAUAUUUUGCACGCUAAUGGUUUACAGUAGCACUUUAUGAAAUGACCUAGCUUGGCUUUAAACAUGUACCUUGAAAUAUUAAGCUUAACAAUUACCAAAUGUUACUUAAAAAGCUGUACUGAAUUUAAAUAUUAAAACUGAUAACGCUGAAAAUCACGAGCAUAUGCGGGUGUAUACAAUAAAGAAUUUACCUUUGAAAA
Messenger RNA from Spea bombifrons (plains spadefoot toad), 2364 nucleotides. RefSeq names its product family with sequence similarity 120B (gene FAM120B). Bases 79 to 2025 code for a protein of 648 amino acids. The transcript has 10 exons. The record is from RefSeq and is a predicted model, not a curated record. NCBI's taxonomy places the organism in Eukaryota, Metazoa, Chordata, Amphibia, Anura, Pelobatidae. Gene Ontology annotation, cellular component: nucleus.